AUGGAAUGUUCCCGGUCUCUCGCAAGUGCAAUACAACCGUAUGCAUAUUAUCUCUCGACAUUCCAUAUUCUGCUUUCCCUAACAGCAAUUCUUGGCAAUUCUCUUAUCCUUUUUGCCCUUCGCAAGGAAUCCUCCCUUCAUCCGCCGUCCAAAGUCCUUUAUCGUUGCCUUGCAACAACAGAUCUGUUAGUUGGCCUUAUCGUUCAUCCUUUGGCUGUCAUCCAUUGGAUGUCCUUUAUUCACGAAGACUGGGGUCGUUGUCGAUGGACAAACCACGCAAUUUUCAUCGCAGGCUAUGCGUUAUGUUCAGUAUCUUUGUUGACGAUGACGGCCAUAAGCGCGGACAGACUUCUCGCCCUGUUGUUGGGGUUGAGAUACAGACAAAUUGUAACUGUAAAGCGCAUCCAUGUCAUUUCAGUUUUCUUUUGGAUUGCAUCCGGCGUCUUUGCUUUAUGCCAAAGCUUAAUUUACCACAUAACAUGUUGGUACGGCUUUGCAGUUACAGCGUUUUGCUUGAUGAUAUCAUCCGCAUCUUACACAAAGAUUUUUAGAGCUCUUAGUCGUCAUCAAACUCAAAUACAAGAUCAUGGUCAGCAACAUCCGAUCCAACCAAAUGCAUUAAACAUCGCACGAUACAGAAAGGCAGUGUACAGUGCGCUGUGGGUGCAGUUAGCUUUAUUCGUCUGUUAUCUACCUUAUUGCAUUGUGGUAAUUUUGACCGCUUUCAGUAAAAUAUCUCAAACACAUUUAGCCGUCAGUGGGACACUAACGCUGAUUUUAGUCUCCUUUAACUCAACUUUGAACCCGUUCCUUUACUGCUGGAAGAUUAGCGAAGUAAGACAGGCAGUAAAGCAGACAAUCAGACAAGUAUUACGUUGCUUGUAA
Molecule: messenger RNA, 885 nt
Organism: Pocillopora damicornis (cauliflower coral)
Lineage: Eukaryota; Metazoa; Cnidaria; Anthozoa; Scleractinia; Pocilloporidae
Product: adenosine receptor A2a-like
Biological process (GO): G protein-coupled receptor signaling pathway
Cellular component (GO): membrane
Molecular function (GO): G protein-coupled receptor activity
Source: RefSeq, a predicted model, not a curated record